GUAAAGAAGAUUUAUAAAUACCUUUUCUUUUUUUCCCUCAUUCAACCUUAUCUUAAACAUAUAUAAUAUUUGUAUACGCAUAUACACAUGUAUACACAUAUGUAUAUAUAAAUAGGACAGUGGACACCAGCAAAGUACAGUUCAUCAAAAGCCUACAAACCCUAACAAACUGCCAGCAAAGCUACUCUCUCCCCUUCUCUCUCUGGAUCUCACAGUACUUCAUUUACACUCUUCCUGUAUGUUCUAGCAUUUCUUCAGCUAUUGCAUGGUCACUCUGAAACAUGGCCUCCGCAUGUUUAAAGACCAUCGGAGUUUCGCCGGAAAACUUCCCGCCGGCGCCUAAGUGCUCCUCCUACGGUUGGCUGAGUCCCAGAGUAUCCUUCACCCGCGAAGAGGAAUCGUCGAAGAGCAAACCGGGUUCGGAUUCUUCUUCCGGUUCGGAUCCAGUGUUGUCUGAUCCCGGUGACUUUGAGUUCCGUCUGGGGGAGUAUCCUGUCGCUAUGCUUCCGGCCGACGAGCUUUUCCUUGACGGGAAACUUAUGCCGCUUCAACUCUCAUCGUCCGUCACUACGACAACCAACAUCUCCUCUUAUAACUUCUCCCUUCCGGAGAUGAGGUCACCAGAGACGGAGAAGUCUAUCUCCGGUGUCGAUCCUUACUUAUUCUCUCCUAAAGCUCCGAGAUGCUCGAGUCGGUGGAGGGAGCUUCUCGGGUUGAAGAAGCUGAACCAGAACCAGAACCAGAACCAGAACCAGAACCAGAACCAAACACAAAGUACCAAGGCCCAAUCUCAGAAAACGGCGUCGUUUUUGCCUUCCAACACAAACUCCUCAGCCGCCAAAUCUCUGAAGCUUCUCCUAGAUAGAGUCUCGAAAACCACUUCAAAUUUUCCUUCGUCAGCAUCACUGGAUGCGUCACUGAGUCUGCCAUUGUUGAAGGACACCGAUUCCGAGUCCGUGUCCAUCUCCUCCUCACGUUUGUCUCUCUCCUCGUCGUCCUCAAGCCACGACCACGACCACGACCACGACCACGACCACGACCUCCCUCGUCUCUCUCUGGAUUCCGAAAAGCCAAAUCCCGGCCCUAGUCCGAACCCCUUUUUGCGAAAUCCGAAUCCGAACCCGCCCCGUAUGAGACUUGUCAAGGCAAGGACAGAAAAUGUGACAAGCAGUAACAACACCAGCAGUGGAUGUAAUACGGGUCGGGCGGUAAGGAGCCCCAUGCGUAGGCAAGUUAAUACUGGGGAAUCGGGUCGGGGAGUUUCGGCGGAUAGUCCGAGAAUGAACUCAUCCGGUAAGGUAGUGUUUCAAAGCUUGGCGAGGAGUUCAAGCAGUCCAAGUGCCUUCAAUGGAGGACCAAGAUUAAAACACAGAGGCAUGGAGAGGUCUUAUUCAGCAAAUGUGAGGGUCACUCCGGUUCUCAAUGUUCCUGUUUGUACACUUCGUGGGUCUUCCAAGUCCGGGUCCGUUUUCGGGUUCGGGCAGUUGUUCUCAUCUUCACCACAGAAGAGAGAAGGCAAUGGAGGCGGAGGAAGCAACUCCAUUAAAGUCCAACGGAAUAGUAGGAACCGGAUCGGUGACCGAAGCUGAACAAACCAGUGAAGCUGCUUGACAGAGUAACCCCAGUAUAUAAAAUGCACUGAUUUUGAUUUUGAAUUUUGUAGUCGUUGAAGCUAACCCUGGUAGUGAAAGAGAUAGUUAAUCUCGUAAUUAGGUUUUUCAGGGUUUCUAUAUCUUCAAUUUUCUUUGUUUCUUCACUGAGCUCAUGACCUGGGAAAAAAAAUCUCUGUUUUUUGCUGUUCAA
This is a messenger RNA of Tripterygium wilfordii, 1803 nucleotides long. RefSeq names its product suppressor protein SRP40-like. Bases 282 to 1589 code for a protein of 435 amino acids. The record is from RefSeq and is a predicted model, not a curated record. Lineage: Eukaryota; Viridiplantae; Streptophyta; Magnoliopsida; Celastrales; Celastraceae. The transcript has a single exon.